Molecule: messenger RNA, 1425 nt
Organism: Purpureocillium lilacinum
Lineage: Eukaryota; Fungi; Ascomycota; Sordariomycetes; Hypocreales; Ophiocordycipitaceae
Source: RefSeq, a predicted model, not a curated record
AUGCAGUCUACAGUCACCGCCCCGGCACCAGUGGAAGAGUGGUCCUGGAGACAAUACGACUCUGCUCACGGUGGCGAGCAUGCGGAAACCAACAGCGAAGAAUCAGAGCAGAGUCGAUAUGCUCCAAUUCAGGCACGCCUUGCCCAGGAGGAACAGCAGCGAGAGGUGAACGAGGAUACCAUUCUCUGGCACAAUGAGUCGCUGGCAGGAUGGCAAACUCGCGGCAAAGGAUACGCCAUUUGCCCGUAUAUUUCCCGGCUACGACACCUGGCCAAGGUAGCCGAGGACGUCAAGACCAGCCGACGCGCACGCCUUGCGGCCGAGCGGCUACAUACGUCGGCACAAGAGAGCUGCGCGGAAAUGUAUCCGCGGCUUUGCCACAAGACCAAGGUCCGAAUCGGCUGCUACGGCGACCACGAAGCAGUUGAGGCGACAGUCUUCAUGUCCCUGUACAGCGCAUCGUACUAUGGCGGUCAUCAAGGAGGGGACUACAUCUUUCGUCAUCUGCCUGAUGAACCAGAAGAUGACACGGAGCCGACUUCCUUGUCCUUGUCCGAGGAGCUGGAAAGUGUGCGCUUCACGCUGAACGUCAACGACGAAGAGGCAGGACUAAAAAGGUCCUUCGUGUACUGUGGCCAGGUGCCCCGGCCGCCGCGGGAGUAUCUUGAGCGCCUCAAAGUGGUGAGCCGGGACAUCAUGCAGCUUUUGAGCGGCAUCUUCAGCGAGUUCCCCGACGUUACUUCGGCCCAAAUGGAGAUAUUUCAGCCUGGUCGGCGGGUUUCGGGCCCAGUAUUCGGCAAGUUGUGCUCCGCGUAUAGGAGCGUGAUUCAGACGGCCGACCGCAAGGCGGUGGCAAGGGUCAGGCGCAAGCUACGCGACUGUCCGAGAGUCCUUGAGUUUGCACACCUUCUGCACAAGCUGUCCGCGGCUGGAAUACCACAGGUCACUUAUUACAUGAGGCCACUGAUCAAGGCACUUGAAGAGGCCACUGGCUGGACAUUCUUUGAGAUGAUUGAUGCGGCGGAUCUCGAGGCGGCCCGCAAGGCGACGCGACUCCUCUUGCACGAGAAGAGGCUUGAGCACAUCUUCUUGUUCCAGACUCGAGAGGAUGAGAACACCAGCGAUAUCCACAAGUUUUACACGGACGACGUCUUCCGCAACGCCCCCAACCAUCCCGACUGCAUCUACACACGCCUCGACGUCCGCGAAGCUUUGGAACUCUUUGACGGCCUCCGCCGAGAUAUCGACGUCGACCCUAGGGUCGCAGACUUUUCCGACUUCGAGCUCUCCGACGCCGAACCCGAGGCCGCUCAAGCCUGUCCGAUUGUCGCGGUCGAGGAAUUGCUGUACAAGAAGGAUAAUAAGAGGCGGAAGGAAGCCGAAACGACGAAUUCGGCAGCGAAAAUCACGGACUCAAACGGCUAG